Molecule: messenger RNA, 1668 nt
Organism: Symbiodinium sp. CCMP2592
Lineage: Eukaryota; Dinophyceae; Suessiales; Symbiodiniaceae
Source: the annotation of a GenBank genome assembly
AUGGCUGAGGUGACCAACAACGGUGAGUUGUCCAAGUCUGCCAAGCGCCGCGCUGCCAAGAAGGCACGUGACGAGAAGUACGUCGAAGAAGCGGCACCUCCGCCUGCACCGGAGCCGGUGCCGGAAAAGAAGCCGAAGGCGAAGGCUGCGGCUACGCCGGAGCCGAAGGCCAAGGCCAAAGAAGCUCCAAAGGCGGCGGCGAAGCCCAAGGCGAAAGCCAAGGAAGAGCCGGCCAAGCCGGAGCCGAAGGCCGCUGCGGCCAAGGGCAAGGCGGCCGCGAAGGCCGCCGCUGCCCCGGAGGCUGCCAAGCCGAAGGGGGCAGCGAAGGCAGAUCCGAAAGCAAAGGCGGGGGCUAAGGCGCCGGCCCCUGCGCCGGCGCCGGAACCCAAGGCGCAGGCGAAGGGGAAGGCGAAGGCCAAAGCCGAGCCGGCUCCGCCGGCGCCGGCGGCCGCCAAGGCGGCGUUGCAAGAGCCGGAGAAGGAACGCGCGGACCUCGUGCAGCCCUUCGAGAUGGUGAUGGCCUCAAGAGGUUCCGAAGAAACGACCGAGGACGACGGCACCGGAGGAGACUGGGAGCAGUCGACGGGGCUGUCGAAGAAGGCUGAGAAGAGGAAAGAGAAGGAAGAGCAGCGCAAGCGCGAGCAGGCCAUUGAGGCAGCCCAAGCCAAGAAGACUGUGCCUGGCAUGGCGCCCACGAACACUGUUCCUGGCAUGGCCCCGCCAAAGGCAGCCUCCAAGGAGGAGAUCGCAGCAUUCAUGGCGGGUGUCAAGGAGAAAGGCGCCGCCGCGCGGGCACAGGUGGAGGCGGAGAACGCGUGCCCCCCGGAGUGCCCCCGGGCCGAGAAGACCAGCAUGCACACCGCCCAGAUCAAGGUGCCGGAGAACAAGACACUUGGAUGGCGAGAUGGGAUCGGCAUCGUCAUCGGCCCCAAGGGGUCCAAGAUCAAGCUGAUCCAGGAGAAGACCGGUGUUACGCGCAUCGACACGUCUGGCGAGAUGUUCACCAUCGUUGGACCACAGCAGGCUGUGGAGAUGGCCUAUGCUGCCGUUAAGGAGUUGAUGGAGAAGGGGUAUUGCUCCAUGGCAUUCGAGGACUUCAAGGAAGAGGCUGUUCCCGUGCAUCCCUCGGUUUUCCCCGACCUCAUCGGCAAGGGGGGUGUCACCAUCAAGGCUUUCAAAAGCGAGUUGAACGUCGAGAUUACCAUCCCGGGCGAUAUUCCGAAGACUGCAACUACCGGCACGAAGAAGUACAAGGUCACCCUGGCCGGCAAGAAGGACGAUGUGAACAAGGCGAAGCAGGUCAUCGAGAACAUCGUCUCGUACGGCUACCACGAAAUCACACAUCCGGGACAGACCCAUGAAGAGAUCGAAGUGGAACCGUGGGCCUACAAGUUCUUGAUUGGCAAAGCCGGUUCGGAGCUGCGUCACAUUCAGAACAACUACAAGGUAAAGGUGAACAUUCCUCGUGAGCACUCCGUGUGUCAGAACGUGGUGGUCGUCGGUGUACCCGGCGACGUGGCCCGUGCAAAGGACUACAUUGACAACGUGCUGUGGAAGGCGCAGAACCAGCCGACAGGUCGCCGGGAUGGAGACGCGGCCAUUGACACCUGGGGUCAGGAAGAUGAGGAAGAGGACUGGAUGAAGGCGUACAUUUACAAGCGAAAAUGA